AUGGGUGAUCACGACUGCCCAACAACUCAACACAAGGGUGAAGAUAUGCCCAAUCCAACUCCAGCAAGGAAGGUCCCAUACUAUACUCCUCGCCAGGCAAUUCCAUCAGGAACAGCCAUCAUUCACCCCAACAUCAACACCACACUCCCAAAGCUCUUCCAGCCCAUCACCCUCCGCGGACUCACCCUCCAAAACCGCAUCUGGGCGUCCCCUAUGUGCGAGUACUCUGCCGACGACGGCCAUUUCACCGACUGGCACUUGACGCACUUAGGCGGCAUCAUCCAGCGAGGUCCCGGUCUCAUCAUCACCGAAGCCACAGCCGUGACCGCAAAAGGCAGAAUCACCCCUGAAGACGCUGGUCUUUGGAAAGAUUCUCAGAUCGAACCUCUGAAGCGGAUUUGUGACUUUGCACAUAGUCAAGGUCAACACGUUGCUGUCCAAUUAGCGCAUGCUGGGCGCAAAGCAAGCACCGUUUCGCCUUGGAUUGAUCGGAAAGCUGCUGCCACAGCGGAAGUUGGUGGAUGGCCUGAUAAAGUGAUCAGUGCGAGUGAUAUCCCUUAUAGCAAGGAAACGUGUAUUCCUCGUCCUAUGACCUUGGCCGAUAUCGACAGCUUCAAGAAGUCAUUCAUAGAAGCUGUUAAGCGAGCUUUGAAAGCUGGCGUUGAUGCAGUUGAAGUCCACGCCGCCCACGGCUACCUCCUACACUCGACUCUCUCCGCGGCCACUAACCAACUUCUUACCCCUUAUAGCGGUUCCUUGAAGAACCGCAUGCGACUCCUCCUCGAACUUACUGCCCUUGUCCGUGCCAAUAUUCCCGACUCUAUGCCUCUUCUCGUCCGAAUCCCAGGCUCAGACUGGUGCGAACACCUUCCUACCAUCCCCGCCUGGGACAUCUCGCAAUGCGUGGCCCUCGCACGCGCGCUAUCCGCUCCAGAACUCGGAGUUGAUUUUCUCGACAUCACAUCUGCAGGUCUAAUGGCGGAGCAGAAAAUCACGUCUGGGCCAGGAUACCAGGCACACUUCUCGAAGGCCGUUAAAGAGUCCGUCGAGGGCACAGGAGUCUUGACUGGAGUAGUGGGGAUGAUUAAGAAGGGGAAGCAGGCGGAAGAAUAUCUGCAGGAGGGAGUGGCUGAUGUGAUAUUGGCGGGGAGGGCAUUUCAGAGGAAUACGGCGUUGGUGUGGGAUUGGGCUGAAGAGUUGGGCGUGGAGGUGAGGUUGGCGAAUCAGAUUGGGUGGGGGUUUGGGCAGAGGGCUAAGGGCGGUAUGGUCGGUGAGAAGCCGGUGACUCAGUGA
This is a messenger RNA of Mollisia scopiformis, 1293 nucleotides long. RefSeq names its product FMN-linked oxidoreductase. Gene Ontology annotation, molecular function: NADPH dehydrogenase activity; FMN binding; NADP binding. The coding region runs from base 1 to 1293 and encodes 430 amino acids. The transcript is spliced from 3 exons. Gene Ontology annotation, cellular component: intracellular anatomical structure. NCBI's taxonomy places the organism in Eukaryota, Fungi, Ascomycota, Leotiomycetes, Helotiales, Mollisiaceae. The record is from RefSeq and is a predicted model, not a curated record.